CUCCGCCGCCCGUCGCGGACGACGUCGGUCGGCGCGACGACGUAACGACGUCGCAGUUCACGAUCGCAUUCCGUCGGCGAAGGUCGUUCGUACGGUCGCCUCCUCGUGUCGUGCCGCGCGCGUCUUUUACUGCGUCGUACGAGAGUAUCAUUAUUACUGUCGCGAACCGUUUUUUUUCUCUCUCUCUCUCUCUCUCGCCACUAUUAACAAAAUUAAAAAAAUCCACUUUAUUAUUUUUAUUAAUAUGAUAUUAACGGAUGGAAUCUUGUUGGACGAGUGACGCGUGGCAGCUAAGAGAAGAAACUCUACGUGUGACUUUUUCAGUGAAACUUUAAAGUUUUCCCGUUGCUUGUUUAUUUAUUUACGUUUCCAGAUGAUGAUGAUGACGAGCAUGAUCCUGCGUGUUUAAUAAUAAUAAUAAUAAUUCGAGUGGGGGCGGUGCGAGAGUGUGUCGAAUAUUAUUUAUAUAUAUUUUUUUUUUGGUAGUUUUAAUUGUUGCCUUAUAUAUGAACAACGGUGGUUUGUAUUCGGGCUACAGUCCCUUAGCGAAAAUGAACUUGAACAAUAUGAUGGAACCGUUGGCGGAAAUGGAGGGCGGCGGAUUCGAGCCGCAAACGAGGGCGAGAUCCAACACGUGGCCGCUGCCCCGGCCGGAGAAUUUCGUGGAUCCGGAGGCGGCGGCGGCAGCAGCAGCAGGUGGGGGCGGCGGUGGUGCGGCGGCCGCGGCAACGGGGGUUGUCGAGGGAGGAGGCAACAAGUGUCCCGUGCCGGUGCCAGUGUCGGGUUUACCGACGAAAAAGAACUCGAGUCGCCGAAACGCGUGGGGUAACUUGAGCUACGCCGACUUGAUCACCCAAGCGAUCACCACGUCACCGGAUAAACGGUUGACCUUGUCGCAGAUCUACGAGUGGAUGGUCCAGAAUGUCGCUUAUUUUAAGGACAAGGGCGACAGUAACAGCUCUGCCGGUUGGAAGAACUCGAUAAGGCACAACCUGUCGCUACACAACCGGUUCAUGAGGGUGCAGAACGAGGGCACGGGGAAGUCCUCGUGGUGGAUGAUCAACCCCGACGCCAAACCGGGGAAAUCGCCUCGAAGGAGGGCGGUGUCCAUGGAGACGAGUAAAUUUGAAAAAAGACGAGGUCGCGUAAAAAAGAAAGUGGAAAUGAUGCGUAACGGGACGAUGCCGGACCAACCUCCGAGUCCCAGCUCCUCAGUAUCGGAGAGUUUAGAUUUAUUCCCCGAAUCGCCCACAAUUCACAGCUCCAAUAGCUACCAGAUUAGUCCAGAAACCAGACCGAGAGCUUAUUCCAAUCCGUCUGUUUAUAGUGGCGGCGGGUUCCAGUUGAGCCCGGACUUCCGGCCGCGCACCUCCUCCCAGAGUUCCGCACGUUUGUCGCCGAUUCCGUCCUUGGAAACCGAGUGGGGCGCCGCCACCUUUAACGGUACCACCUUCAACUCGUCCGAACUGAUCAACGGCACCGCCAGCGGCAGUAACGGGGCCGGUAACUACUCGCCCGAUCAACUAGCCGGGAAUCUGGAGCAACGGAUGAAGUUCGAGGAACAACCGGGAUCAUCCUAUUUGGGGUAUAUGAAUGGACGAACAACGCAACAAGGGCAACCCCCACCGCCAUACACCUCGUCGCUGUUCAGCGACACCACCUCGUUCACCAGCCGCGAAUACCCUUCGUUAAACGCCACCUCACCUUACGCCACCUCGACUUAUGCCACCGUGUGUCCCAUCCAUAGAAUGCCCUCGUGUCCAUGUAUGGAGACGACGUGCAUCAAAGUUGAAAAAAUGUCUCCAACCAGCAUGUCCCCGACGUAUCCGCACUCCGAACCCUCCCCGGACCCCUUGAGUCAACAGUUCAUGGAGGCUCGGAUGCCCCCGCGACCCCCGAGCUCCAGUCCGCCCCUGACCCCCCAGAGUCAAGGCACCCCCUCGACCAUGAUGGGUCAGUACAUCGGGGCCCUCAACGUCGGCGAAGACCUCAACAUACAUGUGGAUAGUCUACCCGGAGGGUUCGAUUGUAACGUCGAGGAUAUAAUCCAGCAAGAACUGAACGCGGAAGGCUGCUUGGACUUUAAUUUCGGCGGGCAACAGCAGAUGGUGCAACAACAGACGGAAGCGUCGCUGGCGUCGAGUCAAUCGGCUCCAACUUCGGCGUAUUCGCAGGCCGUCGUCACGUCUCCUUCUUGGGUCCAUUGAUUUAUAGGUCUCGACGACGGAACACAGGUUUCGGCACGAGUGAAAUUUAGAAAAAAGGAACAAAAAAAAAAAAGAGAGAGAUGCCUCCGCCGCCCAAAUAAGACAAGGAACACACACACACACCCACACACAUGUUAAUUAGGUAACUUUUAGGUCUCGUAAUGUAAGUCGCGAUGUUUACAUUUAUAUUUGUUGUGCAAAAAAAAAAAAAUUAAGCAGUUGACGUUUUAUAUAUGUGGACGGGACGGUCGGGGUUGCACCUUAAGGCAGGCGUUAAUACGGGGUGUACUUACUUGGUUAGUUUUAACGAUUUUUGUAUUCUGGGUGAAAUUUUAAGAAAUUUGAUGGGUCACACCGUAUAUUUUGCUCGAGGGGUUUUUGAGAUAUUCGUGAUUGAAAUUUUGACUUUAAAGGGUUGUACAGUCAAAAUGAUUUGAUGCAGCGAAAAACGGUUUUCUAUUUUUUAUUGGGUUAUUAAAAGAUAUUUAUUAGCAUAGGUUUUAAUAAUUUUGAGAAAAAUUUUGAAAUUUUUUAAAAAAUCAAAAAAAAUAAUAUUUUUUUUUGGAAGUAUGGUAUAAAAUAGAUUUUGAAAAAUUAAAAAAAAAAAUAGUUAAAAGCGUUUGUUUCUAUUUCAAAUAGUUUUUGCAUUGUGGCCCCUCAAAGUCAAGAGACCAAUAUUCCAGAAAUCCAUGCCAACUUUGAUAUUUCAAACGUUAGGCUGGAUAUUAUUGGAUUUUUGGAUUCUAGGUGAAAUUCUAAGAAAUUUGAUGGGUCACACCCUAUACUUUGGUCAAAUGGUUUUUGAGAUAUUCGCUUUUGAAAAUUUUGGUUUUUUGACUUUAAAGGGCUGUAAAGUCAACAUUGUUUGAUGCAGUGAAAAACGGUUUUCACUUUUUUUAUUGGCUUAUUAAAAGAGAUUUCUUAGCAUAGUUUUUAAUAAUUUUGGGAAAAAUUUUGACUUUUUUCAAAAAUCAAAAAAAAUUUUUUUUUUGGAAAUAUGGAUUUUGGAUUUUGAAAAAUAAAAGAAAAUAGUUAAAACCGUUUGUUUCUAUUUCAAAUAGUUUUUGCACUGUAGCCUCUCAAAGUCAAGAGACCUUUUUGACAAGAGAAAAAUUUUGACUUUUUUCAAAAAUCAAAAAAAAAUUUUUUUUUUGGAAAUAUGGUACAAAAUAGUUUUUGAAAAAUUUUAAAAUAAUAGUUAAAACUGUUCGUUUCUAUUUCAAAUAGUUUUUGCACUGUAGCCUCUCAAAGUCAAGAGACCUAUAUUCAAGAAAUCCAUGUCAACUUUAAUAUUUCAAAGGUUAGGCUGGAUAUUAUUGGAUUUUUGGAUUCUAGGUGAAAUUAUAAGAAAUUUGAUGGGUCACACCGUAUACUUUGGUCAAAUGGUUUUUGAGAUAUUCGCUUUUGAAAAUUUUGAUUUUUCUGACUUUAAAGGGCUGUAGAGCCAACACUGUUUGAAAAAGCGAAAAACGGUUUUCACUUUUUUUAUUAACUUAUUAAAAGAGAUUUAUUAGCAUAGUUUUUAAUAAUUUCGGGAAAAAUUUUGACUUUUUUCAAAAAUCAAAAAAAAAAAAAAAUUUUUUGGAAAUAUGGUAUAAAAUAGAUUUUUAAAAAGUAAAAAAAAAUAGUUAAAACCGUUCGUUUCUAUUUCAAAUAGUUUUUGCACUGUAGCCCCUCACAAUCAAGAGACCUAUAUUCAAGGAAUCCAUGCCAACUUUGACAUUUCAAACGUUAGGCUGGAUAUUAUUGGAUUUUUGGAUUCUAGGUGAAAUUCUAAGAAAUUUGAUGGGUCACACCCUAUACUUUGGUCAAAUGGUUUUUGAGAUAUUCGCUUUUGAAAAUUUUGGUUUUUUGACUUUAAAGGGCUGUAGAGCCAACACUGUUUGAAAAAGCGAAAAACGGUUUUCACUUUUUUUAUUAACUUAUUAAAAGAGAUUUAUUAGCAUAGUUUUUAAUAAUUUCGGGAAAAAUUUUAACUUUUUUCAAAAAUCAAAAAAAAAAUUUUUUUUUUUGGAAAUAUGGAUUUUGGAUUUUGAAAAAUAAAAGAAAAUAGUUAAAACCGUUUGUUUCUAUUUCAAAUAGUUUUUGCACUGUAGCCUUUCAAAGUCAAGAGACCUUUUUGACAAGAGAAAAAUUUUGACUUUCUUCAAAAAUCAAAAAAAAAAUUUUUUUUGGAAAUAUGGUACAAAAUAGUUUUUGAAAAAUUUUAAAAUAAUAGUUAAAACUGUUCGUUUCUAUUUCAAAUAGUUUUUGCACUGUAGCCUCUCAAAGUCAAGAGACCUAUAUUCAAGGAAUCCAUGCCAACUUCGAUAUUUUAAACGUUAGGCUGGAUAUUAUUGGAUUUUUGGAUUCUAGGUGAAAUUCUAAGAAAUUUAAUGGGUCACACCCUAUACUUUGGUCAAAUGGUUUUUCAGAUAUUCCCUUUUGAAAAUUAUGGUUUUUUGACUCUCAAGAGCUACAGAGCCAAAAGUAUUUGACAUAGAAACAAACGGUUUUCACUAUUUCUCUUAUCGCAUUAAAAUUUAUUUUUACACGUAGUUUCACAUUUUUAUUAAAAAUUUUGGAAGUUUGACAAAAAUCCAAAAAACCAUUUUUUUUCUCUAAAAAAUUUACAGAAAAUAGAUUUUAAGAAAUUAAAAGAAACAGUGAAAACAGAUUGUUUCUAUCUCAAAUAGUUUUGGCUCUGUAGCUCCUCAAAAUAAAAAAAACAACAUUUUCAAUCGUGAAUAUCUCAAAAACUCCUUGACCAAAAUAUAUCAUGUGACCCAUCAAAUUUCUUAGAAUUCGACGUAGAAUAUAAAUAUCAAAUAAUAGUUUGAAAAUUUUCACUUUUUGUCUAAUAGUAGUUCCCAUGACUACUCUUUAUUUGGUGACCAACUGAACAUUAUUGCAUUUUUGGAUUCUAUGUAAAAUUCUAAGAAAUUUGAUGGGUCACAUGUCAUACUUUGGUCCAAGGGUUUUUGAGAUAUUCGAUUUUGAAAAUGUUGGUUUUUUGACUUUGAAGAGCUGUAGAGGCAAAACUAUUUGAAAUAGAAACAAUUGGUUUUCACUAUUUUUCUUUACUUAUUAGAGAUUAUCUAUUAAGAUGAUUUUUACUAGUUUUAAUACAUAUUUUGAAUUUUUGACAAAAAUCCAAAAAAUAUAUUUUUUUGGAAAAAACGUCAAAAAACAAAUUUUAAAAAACCAAAACGAACAGUAGAGACCAUUUUUUUCUAUAUCAAAUAGUUUUGUCUCUACAGUCUUCCAAAGUCACAAUUUUCAAAAUCGAAUAUCUCAAAAACUCUUUGAUCAAAAUAUGUCAUGUGACCCAUCAAAUUUCUUAGAAUUCAAUGCAGAAUAUAAAUAUCAAAUAAUAUUUAGAGCAUACUUUAACAAAAUUUCACUCUUCACCCCUUAUCAAAUUUUCCCUUGAAGGCUAUGUAUGUAUAUCCCUAAGAAUAUUCUUGUUCACAUUAUACCUAAAAUAUACCGUGUCAAUUAUGCCUAUAAGAACAAGAAUAUUCCUCUUUUUUUUGCCUUUGGAUGCAACCUCUAAUCUCCCUACAAUAUAUUGUUAUAUUAUAUGAUCUCGUGGUUUAUGCUCAUCAUUUGUAUACAUGUUUGUACAUAAUAAUAAUAAUAUCUAUAUACAUGCUUAAAAUGCAAUAGAGUAUAUAUAUUCUGUACUUUAUAUAUAUUUAUAAUUGUUUUGUUUUUAAGUGUAUGGGUUUUUCAGUCAAGAGAUGGAGGAAACAUUGUUGCCAUUUCGGCUUGUCCUUGUCGGAUUUUCCUUGAUGCUGCCGUAUGUUUUUUUUUUUUGUAUAUAUUUUAGGACUUAUCUACCAUAUUGGUUUGAUUAAUUAAUUGAUUAUUAAACAAGGAAUGUAAAUAUAAUUUAUGAAAAAAAAAAUCUUCGAGGACUAUCCCAGAAUGGACAGACCGUUUUUUUUUUAAUGUGAAAACCAUCGGUAACGGGUGUAUAACAUAAUUAAGAGGAAAUUUUAUGCUCUGGUGCCAUUUUUACUAAUUAAGUUUGUUGUAGAUAGGAAAUUUUAUGAUUAUGUUUUUGUGCUGUAAGGUGGGAAAGGGGUGAGUCAAUAGUUUGGUGAAAAAAUCAUAGUUUAUGCAUUACUUUAAUGGAUUUAGCUGGCUAACCCCUUUGUCACUCACCUCCUUUAGUAGCUAAUUACAAUAAGACACACGAGGCAAUUACUGCGUGAUCUUAGGCAGCGUUUUAUGUAAUUUUAUGUCGGUUUGCUGUGAAAUUAGUUGAGCAAACUUCCCUUAUCCACUCCCCCUUCCCUCAAAAAAAAAAACACUGCAGGGAUUUAAAUAGUAAACCGAUCUUUAUAAUAUUGGAUAUUAUUGGUUUAUUGGAUUCUACGUGAAAUUCUAAGAAAUUUGAUGGGUCACAUGAUAUACUUUGCUCAAAGGGUUUUGGAGAUAUUCGCGUUUAAACAUUUUUGAUUUUUUGACUUUGCUAGCCUAUAGCGUCAAAACCAUUUGAGAUAAAAAGAAACGGUUUUCACGUCGUCUUUAAGCUUAUUGAAAUUUACCUAUUAACAAAGGUUUUACAAUUUUUAGCAGAAAUUUUGAAUUUUUGCAAAAACCAAAAAAAAAAAUUUUUUUGCCAAACCUGUUACUUAACAGUUUUUAAAAAACUAAAGUCAACGGUGCAAACCGUUUCUCUCAAUCUGUAAUAGUUUUGUCUCUGUCGCUCCUUAAAGUCAAAAAACUCGAAAUUUUCAAUCGUGAAUAUCUCCAAAACUCUUGGACUAAAGUAUAUAGUGUGACCCAUCAAAUUUCAUAGAAUUUCACGUAGAAUCUAAAUAUGUAAACAACAUUUUCAUUUUUUACAAUAAUAUUCACCCUGAUAAGGGCGAACUUUUCAAAUAACCCCUUUUUUCUUAUUACAAUGUUAAAAAAAAAACAACGAAGGCUUUGAUUUGUUUUUAGGUUAAUAUAAAUGAUUAGUUAGAAUUGAAUAUUUGUAUAUUGAUCGGCGCAAGAGGGCGCCACCACUUGUUCGUUUCAUUUGUAUACCCUGUAUAUAUUAAAUUUUAUAGGUGCCCUUUUAAUUGUUUUUAUUGUUCUUCUUUUGUUGUUUUAUUUGUAAUUUUUUUAAGAGUCACUUUUUUUAAGGUCGACAUUUACCCCCCUCCCCCGUCCUUCCCUUCCUCCACCCAUCUCAUCGAUACGGUACUGGUCAUUCACUCGCGCACAAUAUACGUUUCCGUUAUAUAUUUUUAUAGUUUUCGUUUUUAUUUUGUCAUUCAUUUUUAGAAUUUUAAUUUUUUGUUUUACUUGUAUAAGAAGAAUUUAAAAUAUAGAUGUCUAUUUAAGAUUA
Messenger RNA from Anthonomus grandis grandis, 7533 nucleotides. RefSeq names its product forkhead box protein O-like. The coding region runs from base 507 to 2207 and encodes 566 amino acids. Gene Ontology annotation, molecular function: RNA polymerase II cis-regulatory region sequence-specific DNA binding; DNA-binding transcription factor activity, RNA polymerase II-specific. The record is from RefSeq and is a predicted model, not a curated record. The transcript has 10 exons. Gene Ontology annotation, cellular component: nucleus. Gene Ontology annotation, biological process: regulation of transcription by RNA polymerase II. Lineage: Eukaryota; Metazoa; Arthropoda; Insecta; Coleoptera; Curculionidae.